CCUCCAGUAUUUUACAGUCAGAGAACAGCAGUCUGCAGACUUUAGACAGUGUCAGACAGAGUUUUGCUUCAACAGACCAAAGAACUGCCACUCAAUAUUAUUCGUUUAAAUCCUGCAUCAUGGGAAGCCUUUUCAGCAAAGCGCAAGACAGAAGCAAUGUGACUAAAGACAGACAACUGGUGACAGCCAAUAUGAGUUGUUGGGCCCAUGGAUUACACUGUAUACGAAGACAGCACACUGAUGAGGCAAAGACAGGAAGACACACUGGCACUACAGUGAACUUUGUUGUUUUGGGAGUGGCAGGGACCGGAAAGAGUGCCAGUGGGAACACCAUCCUUGGAAAGAAACACUUCAUAUCUAGACCCAGUUCAAAGCCGGUCACCACAAAGUGCCAGAAUGGACAAACUAAGAUCAAUGACUUACAUGUACGUGUGAUUGAUACCCCAGAUAUGUUUGAUGAUGACAUUGCACCAUCAGUUAGAGGCAAACAUGUGAAAAGGUGCAAACAACUCUGUGAGUCAGGACCAUGUGUGUAUGUACUUGUGAUGCAUGUGAGCAGAUUUACAGAUGGUGAGAGAGACAUAAUGGAAAAGUUAGAAGAAGAUUUUGGGAGGGAAGUUAGCGGACAAACAAUCAUCCUGUUCACCCGAGGAAACGACUUGCAGCAGGCAGGAAUUGGUUUGGAGGAUUUUCUUCAUUCUUGCCAACCUGAUCUGAAGAAAAUGGUUGAAAAAUGUGGGAACAGGUGUGUUCUCUUUGAGAACAACAAAUCAGGUCCUGCUCAGGUUGAAAAACUAAUGGAGAAGGUAAACACAAUACUCGAAGACCAGAAGAAUUUAUAACUUUAAGUAUUUGGAAACUAUUGUUUUUCUUUUGUGUAAAGAUAGUGAGUCGAUAUCUUCUACUGGUAGAUGAUGUAAAACAAAUGUAAAUAUGAAUUUUGUUGAUUUCUUUAAUAAAGCUCAUAUGAAUUAAAA
Molecule: messenger RNA, 977 nt
Organism: Oreochromis niloticus (Nile tilapia)
Lineage: Eukaryota; Metazoa; Chordata; Actinopteri; Cichliformes; Cichlidae
Product: GTPase IMAP family member 8-like
Exons: 4
Coding region: 120-842 (240 amino acids)
Molecular function (GO): GTP binding
Source: RefSeq, a predicted model, not a curated record